This is a messenger RNA of Meloidogyne enterolobii, 552 nucleotides long. The record is from the annotation of a GenBank genome assembly. NCBI's taxonomy places the organism in Eukaryota, Metazoa, Nematoda, Chromadorea, Rhabditida, Meloidogynidae.
AUGACUACAAUACGUCCAUUUGAACCAAGCGAUUUAUUCAGAUUUAAUAAUGUCAACCUCGAUCCGCUUACAGAAACAUAUGGGUUGCCUUUCUACAUGCAAUAUUUAAUCAAUUGGCCCGAAUAUUUUCAUGUUGCAGAACACCCAACUGGUCAAAUUAUGGGAUAUAUUAUGGGAAAAGCAGAAGGCAGAGGACAAGAAUGGCAUGGGCAUGUAACAGCUGUGACAGUUGCAUCAGAUUUUCGAAGGAUGGGAUUGGCAGCUAAAUUUAUGAAAUUAUUGGAGGAAAUUUCUGAGGAGUUUGUUGUUUUUUUUACUUUUAAAUUUUAAAAAUUAUUAAGUGGGGGGGGGGGGGGUUUUGCUGAUUUCUUGUAGUUUUUUCUUUCUGUUUUCCUCCAUUGUUUCCUUAACAUAAGCAAGACAAGCAAUGUGUUUACCAUGGGCCAUGUCGACACAAAAAUCCCGUUAUUUAUUCUCGGGUCUGAAUUCUGGUGCUCACCAAGAUCAUGACGACAUAAAACCAUCAACCACCUCCAGUUGGUGCUCACGUAU